AUGAAAUAUAUUUUAGCACUUUUAGCUACAUUUACCGUUGCCAUAGCAACAACAUCAGCAGCAAAGAGCAUUCAUAAUGAACGCCGAGCUGAGACGGGAGAAGCCCUGAUGAUGUAUGGCUACAAUCCGCCUCGAGUCAAUCCAGAUUACUGUAAGGGUUUCCGUAUCGACUAUCCAACCUCGCCAGGUUUAGGGUUUGAAGCUGGUUCGCAUCAGUACCUGAAAUGGACUGUGGAUGAAGAUAUCCCAAACUCGCCUAACAUCAUCACCCGUAUUCGUGUCUUGAACUCUACUCAACAUAACCACCAUGUCAUUGGCGAGAAUAUCACACUGUAUAACAAGGAUAAUACUGGUUCUGUCUUUUUCCCUCUUGAGACUAACGACAUUACUGGAUUGUAUCAUUACCGAAUCAUGGUAAACUAUGUUGGCCAGGCUGUCCAUUGUGUCUAUGAGUCCGUACCAUUCCUGGUUGUUCAAAAUCCUUACAAGAGUUAUGUCACUGGUAGUGCCCUAUAUGUUGUUAAUGACCCUAGCUAUACAUAUCAGUUAAAGCCUGUAGAAGAGUUUUAUGAAGAUAAUUAA
Mucor velutinosus is the source of this 582-nucleotide messenger RNA. RefSeq lists its product as uncharacterized. Bases 1 to 582 code for a protein of 193 amino acids. The transcript has 2 exons. NCBI's taxonomy places the organism in Eukaryota, Fungi, Mucoromycota, Mucoromycetes, Mucorales, Mucoraceae. The record is from RefSeq and is a predicted model, not a curated record.